UGAUCCAUUUUCAAAUAAACAUUCAAUUUUGUGAACACACACUUGUUUGGUUUCUCCCUUUGAACAUUUGAAUUUGCAUAUAUAUAAGUUUGAUUGUUGUGGAGGAUUGAACAAUUCUUUUGUUUUCCAGAAACAUGUUUUGAUUUACUGUUUCUGUUUGUCACUUGUUUGUUCUUUUGUUACUGAAGCUUUUGUGGAUUUGGGAUUUGUAGGAUUCUUGAUUGAGAAAUUUGAUUUUGGCUUAAUGCAAAAAUACUAGUAACUUUUUUCUCUGGUUGAUGUGUGACCUGGAUUAUUUGUUGGCUGCAUGAUCUUUGUUCUUGAAACUAGAUUUGCUUUCAGGGUUGUCUUGCAUCGCAUUUCUUGUCCCAAUGUGUGGAGUUUUAUCCAAUGUAGGGGAAUAGGAUGGUCUCUAAUAGGAACCAACAUCUGUUUCUUAAGUUUCAGCAAUGUACUGUGGAACUGUGAAAAGGGUAUCACUUCAAGAUAUUAAACUGUGUGUGCAGGUUACAGUUUCUCUGGAAAUGGAGGAUAACGAUCCAAAUAAAGAAUGUUUAUAUGUUGAAGGCUUAAGUGAAUUCGUUAAUUGGAUAAACGCUGAUAUGAAACCACUUCACGAUGUGCUGAGCUUCAGAAAAGAGAUAAAUGGCACCACUGUGGACAUUGCAUUACAAUGGUGCGUAGAUGGGUAUUCAGCCAUAAUGCUGGGAUAUGCCAAUAGCAUCCGUACCAUCGAUGGUGGAACACACAUAGAUGGUGUGAAAGCAUCAAUAACAAGAACUCUUAACAGAAUUAUGAAAAAGUCGAAUCUUGUUGAGGACAAGGAUAUUAUUUUGAGUGAGGAGCAUCUUAUUGAAGGAUUAACUUGCAUUGUCUCAGUCAUUGUUCCAAGACCUGAGUUUGAAGGUCAAACACAAACGAGACUAGGAAAUCAAUUUGUCAGGGAAAUUGUAGACCAAUCAGUCCAGGAGUACUUAACGGAGUAUUUCGAAUUGCAUCCAGAUGUCUUCGAGAGCAUUAUCUCCAAAUCCUUUAAAGCUUACAAGACUGGUUUGGCUGUCACGAGGGCAAGGGAUUUGUAUAGAUCAGAAAGUGUAUCAACAUUGUGCACCAAUCCGUCCAUUCCCGAGAAACUGACCAACUGCUCUUCUGAAACAUCGGAGAUUUUUAUAGGCAGGGGAGAUUCUUCUGGUGGUGCUGCAAAUCACGGCUCUGACAGGUGUUUCAAGAACAAAAGGACACGGGAACAGCCUUGGAGUGAUGAUGCAGUCUCUACAACUCCUGGAGAUUCUUCAGAAAAUAGUAGCGAUUCAAAUUUUGAGAAGAGGAGUAAAAAACCGAAGUCUUCUGUCCAAUCCUCACAUCUCUGUUUUUCGUCAGGACAAUCUGCUGGUGAUUCAAACCCACCAAACCCUAAAGAUGUUAGCAAAAAGACUCCCAAAGAUUUAACCCACGGGUCCAAACCAAGACCAGUUAUCCCGAUCGGUCCGCGGUUCCAAGCUGAAAUUCCGGUUUGGAUUGCCCCUACCAAGAAGGGUAAAUUUUAUGGUAGUCCUGGUGAUUCCGAUACUCUAAGAUGGCUUGGAACUGGUGUUUGGCCAACAUACAGCCUUAAGAAGACAGUUCACUGCAAAAAAGUCGGCGAAGGAAGAUCCGACUAUUGUUCUUGUACAUCUCCGAGGUCAGUCGAUUGCAGAAAACGACACACUAGAGAAGCUCGGGAGCUUUUGAAAAAGGAAAUUAACCGUGCUUUCUAUACAUGGAAAUUUGAUGAAAUGGGUGAAGAAGUUGUGUCAAAGCCGCCGUGGACGGCCAAAGAAGAGCAAAAGUUCGAAGCUCUUGUGAAAAAGAAUCCUUUGUCAAGUAGUGAAGGAUUCUGGGAAUUUGCUUGCAAUGCCUUCCCAAGAAGAAGUGCGAAGGAUCUCAUCAGUUACUACUACAAUGUUUUCCUCAUCAAACGCAUGAGAUUGCUUGCUCAUUCUUCUACUGCUAAUCAUAUCGAUAGCGAUGAUGACCACUAUAACGAUUUCUUAGCGGGAUGAAGGCCUUGUUGAUAAUCGUAACCGUUGUGGAGUUUCUCGUCACUAUAGGUAACUCUCUGUACCAUGGUCUUGAUUCCCAGUGAUUCAAGAAACUUGUUUCCCUUUGAAGUUUCUUUGUCAUAGGAUCUUUUAGAAGAGAUCCUUGUAGGGCCAAAUGUGAUUUUGCCAUGCUAAAUAUGUAGCUUAUCUUGUUUUCUUCGUGAACCUUCAAAGUUUUUUUAUUCACUCACAAAUCAGUCCUUCAA
Messenger RNA from Capsella rubella, 2287 nucleotides. RefSeq names its product AT-rich interactive domain-containing protein 1. Gene Ontology annotation, biological process: DNA topological change. The transcript has 10 exons. The coding region runs from base 450 to 2042 and encodes 530 amino acids. The record is from RefSeq and is a predicted model, not a curated record. Gene Ontology annotation, molecular function: DNA binding; DNA topoisomerase type II (double strand cut, ATP-hydrolyzing) activity; ATP binding. Lineage: Eukaryota; Viridiplantae; Streptophyta; Magnoliopsida; Brassicales; Brassicaceae.